AUGGCACGUAUCUGGGAUCAAGGGCGCACCGCCCAGGGGGACAUAUGGGGGCAAAUGUUCCCAGACGGCACCCAUUUAGUCAUGUGGGGACCAGAAAACUGCCCCCCACACCCCUCCUCCUUCCCCCUGGGUCCCGCAUGUCUGGUGCUCUCCAGGAAAGGAAGGGCCAGCCCCAUUGCAGAUAGUGCACUGGUCCGGCCUUCUCAACCACCUCUGGACCAACCACCUCUGGGCCAACCCCGCUGCUGCCCCAUCCUUUCCCAAGCAAACGUGAUGCGCCUUUACCAACGCUUCCAGGCCUUGGAUAAGGAUGGAAAAGGCUAUCUCAGCAAGGAUGACUUCCAAGGCAUCAGAGAACUAGCUGUGAACCCCAUCGGAGACCGGAUCAUCAAUUCUUUCUUCCAAGAUGGGAGAAAGAUGACCGAUUUCCGAACGUUUGUCCAUGUUCUGGCCCACUUCCGGCCUGUGGAGAGAACUGGAGGUUCAGAGAAUAUAAACAGCCGACUUAACAAACUGAAAUUUGCUUUUCAGCUCUAUGAUCAAGACAAGGAUGGGAAGAUAUCACGAGCUGAACUGCUGCAGGUAAUUACCGUGUGUGUGCAAAUAAAGGAAAAGGCUAGCGGAAAAUGGGCACAAUG
Sphaerodactylus townsendi is the source of this 638-nucleotide messenger RNA. Its product is annotated as calcineurin B homologous protein 2-like. Lineage: Eukaryota; Metazoa; Chordata; Lepidosauria; Squamata; Sphaerodactylidae. The annotation marks the transcript as partial. The record is from RefSeq and is a predicted model, not a curated record. The transcript has 5 exons. Gene Ontology annotation, molecular function: calcium ion binding.